Molecule: messenger RNA, 1458 nt
Organism: Funneliformis mosseae
Lineage: Eukaryota; Fungi; Glomeromycota; Glomeromycetes; Glomerales; Glomeraceae
Source: the annotation of a GenBank genome assembly
AUGGUCUUUCAAGCAGCGAAACAGACAAAAACUUCUGAGGCGUACAAACAGUACGUCCAAAGUCUUUACAAGUGGGAAAAAGAAAUAAAAGUACAAGAAAAGAUUCUUUCUAAAGACGAAUCUUUAACAACUUCGACUUAUCCUCCAAUUCGAACUAUUGGUGAAAUAUUAUUUGCCGCAGUACAAAAACCUACGCAGGUUUCCGUGUCACCUGAAAUUAAGGAAGCAAAGGACAUCAAUCAAAAUAAAACUGAAAAAAUAAAAGCAUUUGAUUACCAAGCUUGGGAUAAAUUUGAUGUGGAUAAAGCUUUAGAGGAAUCGGACGAAGAAAUUAAUAAUCAAAAGAUAAAAGAACUUACCGAAACUGAGUUAGCUGCAGAAUAUAAAGCUCAACAACAAACAAAACCUACAUCAAUGUCGACAAAACGUUCAGAUCGUAAAGGAAAGAAGACUGCUAGAUUGGAACAGGCUUUACAGGAGAAAGAGACGGGGAACGCAUUCUUCAAAAAAGGAAACUACACAAAAGCGAUUGAACAUUAUGGAAGGGCUAUGGAAUUGGAUCCUAAAGAGGCCGUUUAUUUCAUUAAUCGGGCAAUGGCUUAUCUGAAGUUGCAGAAAUGGGAAGAUGCAGAAUUGGAUUGCACUAUCGGAUUAAUGUUGCAUCCGGAUAAUACCAAAGCUCUUUGGAGACGAGGUAUCGCAAGGAGAGAGCUUGGUAAAUUAGAAGAAGCUAAAAAAGAUCUCCAGGAUGCACUACAUUUAGAGCCUCAUGAUAAAGCUGUAAAAGAAGAACUAGAUAAAUUGUUAAGCGUUAUUGAAUCGGUCACUUCUAAAAAAACAGCUGUAGAUCAGGCAAACGAUGUUCCCCGACGUCGAUUAACUAUCGAAGAAGUUGACUUCGAUGAGGAUGAUUUUACCGAAUCAAAAAAAACUGAUCCAAUAAAACCUAGUGAGAAGGUUAUUAAGGUGCAAAUCAUGAUACCAAUCGAAAAUUCAGUAACUUUUCCAAAGGCUUCUCCCAAAAUAUUUAAGGCACCACAAUCUAUGAUUGAAUUCGAAAGUGAUUGGGAGAGAAUUCAACAGAAUGACGAGGAUUUAUAUAAUUAUAUAAAAGUUAUUCCACCUUCUUCUUAUCCAAGCCUUUUAUCUACUUUUUUUGAAGCCGAUUAUCUAUCUCGAAUUUUGGUUAUUUUGAAAAAUUUCUAUUUAGUGCAUGAUACGGUUAAUGAUAUUUAUGAUAUUUUAUAUAAUUUGAGUCUUGUUGUGAGAUUCGAUAUGAUUGUGUCGUUCCUUGAAAAAGAGGAUAAAAAGGUUCUGGUGGAUUUGUUCAAAGCUUUAUAUGAAUCAUCUAAAGGCACACAAAACGGUGUUGAAAAUGUACAAAAUUUAAAAAAAGUGACACGAGAUGAGGUCUUAGGAUUGGCUGAAGUUUAUCAUAUUCAGGAUUUAGUUGGAUAA